ACAGUGUCACGUAUGUCAUCAGCUACUUGUGAUUGGGGCUGUAAGAUAAGGACAAUGAACGGCCAUUUUUUUUCUGAAUUUGGCAAUUGUGGUCAAUCUUGCGCUGUCUUUCCGGCAUAUUCCUGCCGUGGUCCCCGUUUGCCAUGGCAUGGUUUGUCGUUUUAGUGUCAGUUGUUUUAGUGCAGUGUGGUUCAUCCGUGCUGGGAUCAUAUAAGCCUAGUAUUGAUUACAUCCAGGAUCCCAACCCAUCCUUGUUGUGCUUGGCCAAGAAUGUCAGCGAUGUCUCGGGCCGUGUCCACUCCCAUCUGGAUGUCGAGAGGGCGCCCUAUGCCCCCAACAUGGACUGCCUGCUCACCAUCGACACCCAGCCCGGUCGACGCAUCAACCUGCGCUUUGAUUUCUUCGACUUAGCGCCGGGGUUUGAUAGGGCCAGCAACAGGUGCCGAUCCGAUGCAGACAGGUUCAUGGUGUACGAGUCUGACAAGGACUUUGUCAUCAAGAAUGACAUUCUCCAGCCCGAGGUGAUCUACUGUGGCGGCACCGGUAAAUUCCCCAAGGAUUACCAAUCCUACGGCAACAUCGUCACCAUCCGGUUUGUGACGGACGGCCUUAGCUCGCCGGAUACAGGCGUCAAGUUGGUGUACACAUCCUACAAGCCCCCACAAGAGGGAUCCGCCGACUGUUUCCGAUGCGUGGACAACUCCAUGUGCAUCGACGAGGAGCUGACGUGCAACGACGUGCCAAAUUGCAAUGACGACAGCGAUGAAGCCUAUGCAUUGUGUCGUGAGGACCCGAGUAACUUCUGGGAGAUCGGGAUCGAAAAGUUGGGCGUGGGCGUGGUGGCCACCAUCUGUGCGGCAAUUGGCCUGCUCAUCCUCAUCAUCUUCAUCACCUGCAUCGUCUGCUGUUGCUACUACAAGAAGGGGGAGGACGACCAGAAGCAGUAUCGCACGCCCCCCACCCCGAGGCCGGGGUCUUAUCCCUCCCACAACUCCAAUUACUCCUCCUACUCCUCCUCGGCCUCCACCACCAACGGCGGCAUGCACCCCAUGCCGGGCCUGCACGGCCGGAUGUACGAGGGCCUGCACGGGAUGAACGGAGGCGGAAGCAUCAACGGCAGCAUCACCGGCAUGAACGGGCUGGGCUCCCUCCCGGACAGCCACCGCCACCAUCACCACCACCACCACGGCCCCUCCCAGCCGUGUCACCCAUACCCCCACCAGUACAGCAUGAAUGGGCUCAACAGGUCCCCCUACCCCAACUACCCACCCACUUACCCCUCCCUGCCCAGUGGGGGGUCUCUGCAGAAUGGCGGGUACAGCGUCGCCUACAAUCACGACAAUGGGCGGAUGGAGUUUCCCCACAAAGUCUAAGCCAGUCCUUUCAAGUGAACUUGUCUCACACACGACUAAUUAUUGAGGGAUCAAGUGUGUACACCGCGACAGUAGGAAACUUGACAGGGUAUUUAUUGAAAGUAAAUGUAUUAGCCACUUUUGUUCUUUCCAAUGGUACAUGUACACCUCAGUAAGAAUUGUAAUCUUGAGAGAACUUUGUCCGGUAUUCACGGUAAGCAGCUUAAUGUGUAAAACCUUCCUGUCACAGCGGGGUGCCUAUGAGUAAUCCUUGUAGGCAAGUUUUAAUGUCUUUAUGUAACAGCCAUCCCUGCCACCCCUACACAGUCAGUGGCCACAGUGGACCUCCUCGACUGGUUUAACCGGCGAAUUGGUUUCAGAGGGCGAAUGGCCCCAUGCAUCACGUGUGUACUGUUUUGUUGCUCGACGGACGCUGGCCACUGCUGGAAUUACAGCCAAGAUCAAGGGGCCUAGAAUAUGGCCGAAAGUAUUCUGAGCACUGACUGUAUGCAUCUGUGGUCGGUACUUAAAUGGUAGUUACUAACCACCAGGUUUUGCAUUUCAGCGAGUCGGGGAGUCUCAGUUUCAAGGUAUGUUACGCACUGGAUGUCUCAUUUGCACUUAGGUUCCAAGGAAGUCUUCAAGCUGUUGACAGUGGCCGUAUUGGAGAGUGGGCCCGAUUGGACUCGUUGCCCGAUUGCCAAUUUUCUUAUUUUCAUGUUUGCGCAUUGUAAAGUGUACAUUAUAUCUGUCGGGUAGGCAUAGCGAUUGUAUUAACCGAUACUCUUUAAUGAUCACAACUUUUUUUUUUACCUCUGAAAAACAAAAGAUAUUUCCUGUCAUCGCUCAGCCAUGUCACUUCUGAAUUGCAUGUCGAAUUCAAGUGAAAAUGAAUGACUUUGCUACUCCUCUGAAAUAGGUUGACUCGGUGAAAAACUUUGUUAAUGGGAAUACGUGCAGCGAAUUCUGUCUCGAUACAAGUGUCACGUUGGACUGAUGUACACCUACCUGUAUUAUGCUCGCUCUGUGCCAAUCAAAGUUUAUUCCUUUCUCUGCCCACAAUUGGAAAAGAGACCUUUCUCCACACGUUUUCCCAUUUGGUACGGGUAAAGUAAUUAUGUAACAACCCUUAGUUGGUACUGAUGAGUAAAAAAAACAAAUUGACAUUGAGGUAAUUUGGAAAAUGUGUAGAAGUAAUUAACUGCAUACCAAAGUGAAUUUACUUUGUUAAUAUAGUGCUAGGAUACUCCUGUUACUCAUCGCUGUAUUUAUAAUCUGUUCACCGUACGCUUUUCUACAUGUGCUUUUGCAUCUCGUAUCUUAGAUAUUGCUGUGAUUUAUCAAUUUGCGCUCUUCGUUUUGAUACACGCAGGCGAUUGUUUUAUAACUGUUUAUCACUUCAUAGAAUUUUGAAGUAUUUCGUGUAUUACCCUUUCUGCCUGUUGCUCGUGUGCUCCGGCACACUUUUGUCGAAGUCUGUGUCGAGUUGUACUUAGCUAAUGGGCCUGAGCUGAUGUGGCAUUGCAUAGUUCAUCUGCUAGUCGUCACGUGCACAAACAGUUGAGGGCGCUCUUGUUAUAUUCGCUGAGAGGAUAAGUAGCACUUUUAGGAUUGACACGUCAUCCAGUGGCAUGUGUCAGAAGAUUCUGCUAACCAGGGAGACCUUGUCAACUCGAUGACUGUUGAAGUAUAUUUAUGUAAAGUUAGUAUUACAUGUAUUUGUUGGGCACACUUUCCACUGGGCAUCUUUCGUAAGAGAGAGGUCGUUGCUAGCCAGGCUUUUUCUAGUUCGUAGAAACAACAUGCCAAAUGAGUUGGCAACCAUAUGUGUAUGCAUCAUUGCAUGUAACUGAUGCGUGUACGUUUUAGAGACUAGAUACCAUGUGUUGAUUGAUAGAUGUACAUCGAUAGUUUAUCUUUUCGUUCGCUCACUUUCUGGAGGCACAGCACUUUUUUUUACCGCAACACAGUCACUGCACAUACGCAUAAGUGUCUAUACUCUACUUAAGAAUGUGUUUUGAACUUGAUCUGUUCCUUUGGAUACUCUUGUUGGACUUUGAGGAAAUAUUGUCCAAAUACCACCCGUUACAGUUAUGAUUCUGAGAUCAUAACUCUUAUGUAACUCCAAGAUAGCAAGUUUGGUGAGUAGUUCUGUUUAUAGAGUAAUGCCGAACAGAAUAGUUGUAGCUGAAGGUCACGGUCGGAAAUGUCUAGCUUCCCUACAUGUUACCUCUGUCAGAAGUUGCAGAAGUAAGCCUUUACCGACAAAAUAGUGAAGCAGUUUUAUCGCUCGUUACUUUUGUAUUCAUUUAUAUUUUAUUGUACAGUAACGUUUUAAGAUACCAUUUGUUUGAUAGCCUCAGUUGUAUUCAUGUCUUUUUUUUGUCAUUUUGAAAGACAGAAGUAAAAGUAAAGUUUAAAAGUACUGGAUUUUUUAAAAGUAGAGUCAACAGUUUACGUAAUAAGUAUCAGUAAAUUAGUCGAAUAACCACGGAGAAAGUUGAAUGUCAAUAACCAGCAAUUUGUUUUCGACAGUAUUUUUCAUAUCCUCGGGUUUAGAUUCACUUGUUACCUUUACAGUUCACCAAAUUGUAACUGCAAUUCCAUUUCGGACCAGUGUAACUUUAUUCCUGCCGUGGAAUGACAGGCUCGUUGAUUUGAAACCACAUUUUCAAUAUACGCGUAGAGUGACUCCAAGCCAGCUCUCGAGGAUUGUUUGUAACCGCACUGUACAUAAUGUGUAGAGUGUCAGUAUGUUAGUGUUUUGUGAAGGAUACUCGGCAAGUCAUCGCAGAGAUUUUGCGUCGACAAUUGAACCUUAACUUUCAGAGUUCAACAUUGCCAAGAUCUUGUUGAUUUUAGCUCUGAGAAUUCGAAUCGUGUAGGCUUUACUUAAUGCUGUCUGUGGAUUUGUUGAAUGCAAGGCCACGGCAUUUUGAAGAUCACAUAUGUAUGCAAUCAGGCCGGCCCGAAGUCAUGCCAUCCGGUAAUAAACAUCGCAAGUAUGCCAUCGUGGCCUUAGGGGCAGACCAAAAUCGUACAUCCAAUCCUUUUUAUACGAUUUUGAAGCAAUUCAGCAAAUCAUUAUCGUGAUACUGGAAAGCAGUAAUAACGUUCAUUAAGUCAUAAGAUUUGUGCUAUUAAAUAAAACGCGCACUGGCAUGUACAUGUAAGCGACGCAGCGUGAACAAAAUAUGAUCGAAUGUAGACUAAAUACCGAGUAGCUGUACCAUACCCGCGCAUAUUACAGAAAACUGAAGAUGUUUCACCAAGAUUCGAAGCUCUGUUCUUGACUGGUCCCCACCACUCUCACUAGUGGUCUUCCUCUGCAUGUGUAAUACAUGUGCAUGUACUACAAUGUACAAGGGCAUGCAAUUGUACAGGGGGACCGUUACAUUUUCUGCCGUUUCUUGGUCUUAUGUAGCAUUUUCAAACGAUAUCUAUAGGAAGUUGUAAGUAAUGCAUCGGCGUGUCGUAACUGUAAUCAAGUGCUGUAUAAACAUGACAUUUUUUUGUGAAACUGUGAUGCACUCAAUAAAAUGGUCCACCAGAGUCGAAA
Messenger RNA from Acanthaster planci (crown-of-thorns starfish), 4911 nucleotides. RefSeq lists its product as uncharacterized. Gene Ontology annotation, molecular function: protein binding. The record is from RefSeq and is a predicted model, not a curated record. NCBI's taxonomy places the organism in Eukaryota, Metazoa, Echinodermata, Asteroidea, Valvatida, Acanthasteridae.